AACAACAACUACAACAACAACGGAAAAUCAGACGAUAAUACUAUUCACAAUGGGCCUCGAACUCCCCGCUUACGUCCUCUCUGCUCUCACUGUCACCGGCGGUAUCGCCGGCUAUGCCCGCACCAAGUCGAAGCCUUCCAUUAUUGCCGGUUGCGCUGUCGGUCUUCUUUACGGCCUCGGCGGCUACCGCAUCCAAAACAACCAACCCUACGGCGUCGAGCUCGGCCUCCUCGCCUCCGUCGUCCUCGGUGGCGCUUCCCUCCCCCGCGCCAUCAAGCUCCGCAAGCCUGUGCCCAUGAUGCUCAGCGCCAUUGCUGCCUUUGGGCUGUAUACCUUUGGUGAUGCUUUCCGCAAGACUCUCUAAGGAGGAUAAUCAGGAGGCCGGGACUCUUGCUGGAA
Messenger RNA from Neurospora tetrasperma FGSC 2508, 399 nucleotides. RefSeq lists its product as uncharacterized. Gene Ontology annotation, cellular component: membrane. The record is from RefSeq and is a predicted model, not a curated record. The annotation marks the transcript as partial. The transcript is spliced from 3 exons. Lineage: Eukaryota; Fungi; Ascomycota; Sordariomycetes; Sordariales; Sordariaceae.